AUGUUCAAAAAGAAGGAUAAGGAGUCGAAGAGGCAGCUCAUCGAUAUUGUUAAUAAUCGGAACAACUUGAACAGAUGUGGCGAGUGUGCGGCGGAGUAUCCUACGUGGGCAUCGUGGAACCUUGGCGUGUUGCUCUGUGGAAGAUGUGCUAAUGUUCAUAAGAAGGUGCUUGCAGGUGAUGGGCCUCUGGGGAGACCUAUUUCGAGGGUGAAAUCACUUACGUUGGAGCUGUGGUCGGACGAGCAGAUCGAGCACUUGAGGCGCAUCGGUAAUAAGAAGGCUAGGAAUAAGUGGAAUCCAAAGAGAGUUCCAUUUCCGCAUGCUGAUGACGAUGAGGAGGGUCCUGUGGAAGGCUACUUGAGAGAUAAGUACAUUCUCGGUCGUUUCCGUGAUGAUAACAUUGAAGGUGACGAUUAUGAUGCCCGCAGCGCUCGUUACUCUGAUCAUAGCGGUCCUCUGACCCCAGCUGGCAGAAGAUCUCGUCUGUCUACGGUCAACAGCAACAGAAGACCCCUCCCACGCUUGUCACACAGAAAGCUUACCAACUAUGAGCAGUCGCUAUACCCAACGCAGUUGCGCCAACUUGUCAGUAUGGGCUAUUCAGAUAAAGACCUCGCGUUGGAGAGUUUGAUCUUGGCUAACGGUGAUACCGAGCUGGCUCUAGAUAUCUUGGAAAACGAUACAAAGGUCAAUCCAAGCAAAGCUGAGAUUCCUCCUGAUUUGCCAAGAAGACCACGUCCUUCUACGGCCUCGAGCGCUGUAGGCAGCGCCAAUGGCUCGUACACUGCUCCCACAAGCCAGCCUUCGAGCACUGGUGCCACGGCAGAAUGGUGGAAUGGCCAACAAGGUUUACAGGUUCAACAAACGGCGCAAGCGCAACAACCUCAGAUUUAUCAAUACACUGACCCAGUCACCGGUCAAGUCUCGUAUGUCGACGAGCAAGGUAACCAGUACUUGGACCCUAACAACCCUCAGCACCAGCAGAUGCUUAUGCAACAAUCAAACCCACAACUUGCAGCACAACAGACGGCAAAGCAGAAUAUCAUGUCGCUCUACGGACAGCCCACAGGCCAACAACAGACACAGCAGACGGGCCAGCCUCAACAGGCGCAGCCCUCAGGAUUUCAAACGGGACAGCAGACGCAAGGACAAGGACAAUUCAACCAGUUUGGCCAGGCUAAUCAGUUUGGCCAGGCUACGGGUAUGCCACAGCAGCCCACCCAGGCAAUGUACGGACAACCUCAACAGGGCUUUUUCGGUGCACAGCCUAAUUACCAGUACGGUCAACCCCAGUACUUUGGAUAA
Candidozyma haemuli is the source of this 1305-nucleotide messenger RNA. RefSeq lists its product as uncharacterized. Gene Ontology annotation, biological process: endoplasmic reticulum to Golgi vesicle-mediated transport; endocytosis; intra-Golgi vesicle-mediated transport. The record is from RefSeq and is a predicted model, not a curated record. Bases 1 to 1305 code for a protein of 434 amino acids. Gene Ontology annotation, cellular component: Golgi apparatus. Gene Ontology annotation, molecular function: protein binding; GTPase activator activity. NCBI's taxonomy places the organism in Eukaryota, Fungi, Ascomycota, Pichiomycetes, Serinales, Metschnikowiaceae. The transcript has a single exon.